AUGUCGCUGCUCAGAGGUGUUUUUAUUGUCGCUGCCAAGCGCACUCCAUUCGGAACUUAUGGCGGCGUCCUGAAGGAUCACAGUGCAACAGACCUGGCUGAGCACGCAGCCAAGGCGGCCCUGGCAGCAGGUGGCGUGGCCCCUGAGCUCGUUGACAGCGUCAUCAUGGGGAAUGUCAUGCAGAGCUCAGCAGACGCUCCUUACAUCGCACGUCAUGUUGGUCUGAGGUGUGGAGUCCCCAUCCCGGUACCUGCUCUCACUGUCAACAGGCUGUGUGGAUCUGGUUUCCAGUCUAUCAUCAAUGGGGCUCAGGAGAUUUGUGUAAAGGACUCUGAGGUGGUGUUGUGCGGUGGUUCCGAAAGCAUGAGCCAGGCUCCAUACGCCGUUCGCAACAUUCGAUUCGGUACAAAGUUUGGAUUCGAUCUCAAGCUAGAGGACACCCUGUGGGCAGGCUUGACGGACAUGCAUGUAAAAAUCCCCAUGGGCAUUACAGCAGAAAACCUGGCAGAGAAGUACCAAAUCACACGAGAAGAUUGCGACAACUACGCCUAUCAGACGCAGCAAAGGUGGAAAGCAGCUCACGAGGCGGGCCACUACACAGCAGAAAUGGCACCAGUAGAACUGAAGUCAAAGAAAGGCAAAGUGUCCAUGGCUCAGGAUGAGCACCCUCGUCCUCAGACCACAAUGGAACAGAUGGCCAAACUGCCCACUGUCUUCAAGAAAGGAGGCACUGUUACUGCCGCUAAUGCUUCAGGAGUGUCUGAUGGCGCUGCUGCAUUGGUGAUUGCUAGUGAAGACGCACUUAGUCAACAUAAGAUGACUCCACUGGCCAGAAUUGUGGCCUAUCACGUGUCAGGCUGUGACCCGAGCAUCAUGGGAAUUGGCCCCGUUCCAGCUAUCACAGAAGCACUCAAAAAAGCCGGACUCUCACUCAGUGAUAUGGACUUGGUGGAGGUGAAUGAGGCCUUUGCUCCCCAAUACUUGGCAGUGUCCAAGGCCUUAGGACUGGAUCCUGAAAAAAGCAACGUAAACGGCGGAGCUAUCGCCAUCGGACAUCCUUUGGGCGCGUCGGGGGCUCGCAUCACCACUCACCUGGUUCAUGAGCUCAGGCGACGAGGCGGCAAGUACGCCGUUGGAUCAGCUUGCAUCGGGGGCGGUCAAGGAAUCGCCAUUGUUCUUGAAAAGUGCUGA
Molecule: messenger RNA, 1191 nt
Organism: Nerophis lumbriciformis (worm pipefish)
Lineage: Eukaryota; Metazoa; Chordata; Actinopteri; Syngnathiformes; Syngnathidae
Source: RefSeq, a predicted model, not a curated record